Messenger RNA from Cylindrotheca closterium, 234 nucleotides. The record is from the annotation of a GenBank genome assembly. NCBI's taxonomy places the organism in Eukaryota, Bacillariophyta, Bacillariophyceae, Bacillariales, Bacillariaceae.
AUGAAUUCGGAUAAUAGUCAAUUGACACAGUACCUCAUUGCCGCAUUUGACAAUGAAACGAUGGAAGUGAAUCCGUCUGAAGAAAUCUGGUCUUUACGUAUUUCGGCUAUGCGGGUUUCCUUACAAAAUCCGUUUUCCUUUUUCGGUAUUGAUGAGUUUGAGGGCAAACCGGACGACAACCAUUUCUUUUCCGGCGAAAUGUCCAAUCCACGGCUACGCUUGGAGCAUCCCUUG